Molecule: messenger RNA, 4473 nt
Organism: Indicator indicator
Lineage: Eukaryota; Metazoa; Chordata; Aves; Piciformes; Indicatoridae
Gene: CDK12
Product: cyclin dependent kinase 12
Exons: 14
Coding region: 1-4473 (1490 amino acids)
Biological process (GO): transcription elongation by RNA polymerase II; protein phosphorylation; positive regulation of transcription elongation by RNA polymerase II
Cellular component (GO): nucleus; cyclin/CDK positive transcription elongation factor complex
Molecular function (GO): RNA polymerase II CTD heptapeptide repeat kinase activity; cyclin binding; ATP binding
Source: RefSeq, a predicted model, not a curated record
AUGCCAAAUCCGGACAGACAUGGGGGCAAGAAGGAUGGGGGCGGCGGGGGGUCCUCGCAGCACGGGCCUGGCAGCGGGAGCUCGAACAGCAAGGAGAGGCACCGGCUGGCCUCCAGGCACAAGAGGCACAAGUCCAGGCACUCCAAGGAGUCACCGCUGGCAGCCCAGGAGACGGCGGCACCUUUGGGCGCGAUGAUCAAGCCCCUGGUGGAGUACGAUGACAUCAGUUCGGAUUCGGAUACCUUCUCGGAUGAUGUGGCCCUCAAACUGGAUAGGAGGGAAAACGAGGAGAGGAAGGACAGGAGCGAGAGGAUACAGAAGCACCGGCACCACCAGCACAAGCGCAUUCGGGAGCUGAUGAAGAGCAAACAGGCAGAGAAAGAAAGGAAGUUAGAAAAGAGCCUGGAGGCAUCCAGCAGGUCCGGGUCCACCAAGGACAGAGUAUCAGGAUCCUCCAAAAGACUCCUUGAGAGUGAGGAGCACCCCAAGUCGUUGUCCUCAAAGAGCAGCAACAAGGAGUCCCGGUCAGCCAAGGCACACAAGGAGAAAUCCAGGAAGGAUCGGGAGCUCAAAUCCAGCCACAAAGAGCGCAGCAAAAGCCAUCGGAAAAGGGAUGCUCCAAAAAGUUACAAAACCAUUGACAGUCCCAAGAGGAAAUCCAGGAGUCCUCACAGGAAAUGGUCUGACAGCCCUAAACUGGACGACAGCCCCUCAGGAGCCUCCUACAUCCAGGAAUACGACCUCAGCCCUCCCCGCUCUCACACCUCCAGUAACUACGAUCCCUACAGGAAGAGCCCCGGCGGCUCCUCACGCCGGCCCUCCAUCAGCCCUCCCUACAAGGAGCCCGUGGCCUACCAGUCCAACACUCGCUCCCCCAGCCCCUACAGCCGGCGCCAGAGGUCCAUCAGCCCCUACAGCAGGAGGCGUUCCUCCAGCUACGAGCGAGGCAGCGGCUCCUACAGCGGCAGGUCCCCCAGCCCCUACAGCCGCCGGCGCUCCAGCAGCCCCUUCGCCGCCAAGCGCUCCGUCAGCCGCAGCCCCAUCGCCAGGAAGUCGGUGAAGUCCCGCAGCAGAAGCCCUGCCUACUCCAGGCACUCUUCAUCUCACAGCAAGAAGCAGAGGUCUGGCUCCCGCAGUCGCCAUUCCAGCAUCUCCCCCACCAGGCUGCCCCUCAACUCCAGCCUGGGGGCAGAGCUCAGCAGGAAGAAGAAGGAGCGAGCGGCGGCGGCGGCGGCCGCGGCCAAGGUGGAUGGCAAGGAGGCCAAGGGCUCCCCCAUUUUCCUGGCUAGGAAGGAGAACAGUUUAGCUGAGCUGAAGGAGCCUGCAGCAGAAGCUAAAAAGGUCACCAAAAGUGUGAAAUGUGAGAAGCCCUCCUCGGACCCGGAGCUGGUGGCUCAGCUGCACAGCAACGCCGAGACUAAGGGCCCUGCGGAGCCAGCGAAGCCCAAGGCAGAGGAGAACUCGGAGAGGAAGCUCCCUGUGCCAGCCAGAGAUUCCAAACAGACAGCAGCAAAGGACUCCAAGCCUGUAGCAGGGGUAGAGGACCUCCUAUCUCCAAAGGACCCAGACGCAGCAGAGAAGGAGAUUCCCCCUCCCCUGCCCUCCCUCAAGUCACCUCCUCCACCCCUGCCCACCACCACGCCGCCGCCUCCCACUCCGCCGCUGCCGCCUUUGCCGCCAUCUCCUGCCGUGCCACCUUUGCCACCCUCCCAGCCAGCUCCCCUUCAGGUCCCUACUUCAGCCCCAACCUCUUUGCCAUCCUCUUCCCACCCAAGGACGUCUACUUUAUCCUCUCAGGUGAACUCUCAGUCCUCUGUCCAGGUGGCUACAAAAACUCAAGUGUCUGUGACGGCUGCUAUCCCGCACCUGAAAACUUCAACGUUGCCUCCGCUUCCGCUGCCCCCUAUUUUAGUUGGGGAAGAUGACUUGGAUAGUCCAAAAGAGAUUCUUCCUCCAAAACCUGUGAAGAAAGAUAGAGAGCAGAGACCACGACACUUACUCACGGACCUCCCGCUCCCUCCAGAGCUCCCUGGGGGGGAUCCAUCUCCUCCUGACUCCCCGGAACCAAAGGCAGCCACACCACCUCAGCAACCCUUCAAAAAGAGACCAAAAAUCUGUUGUCCUCGGUACGGGGAAAGGCGGCAGACGGAGAGCGACUGGGGCAAGCGUUGUGUGGACAAGUUUGACAUCAUUGGCAUUAUUGGAGAAGGGACUUAUGGGCAGGUCUACAAAGCCAAGGACAAGGAUACAGGUGAGCUGGUGGCUCUGAAGAAGGUGAGGCUGGACAACGAGAAGGAAGGCUUCCCCAUCACCGCCAUCCGCGAGAUCAAGAUCCUGCGGCAGCUGAUCCACCGCAGCGUGGUGAACAUGAAGGAGAUUGUCACAGACAAGCAAGAUGCACUGGAUUUCAAGAAGGACAAAGGUGCCUUUUACCUUGUGUUUGAGUACAUGGACCAUGACCUAAUGGGGCUGCUAGAAUCUGGCUUGGUACAUUUCUCAGAGGACCAUAUCAAGUCUUUCAUGAAACAGUUAAUGGAGGGUCUGGACUACUGUCACAAAAAGAACUUCCUGCAUCGAGACAUCAAAUGCUCCAACAUCCUCCUGAACAACAGUGGGCAAAUCAAACUUGCAGAUUUCGGACUCGCCCGACUCUACAGCUCAGAGGAGAGCCGUCCCUACACCAACAAAGUCAUCACAUUAUGGUAUCGACCCCCGGAGCUGCUGCUAGGUGAGGAACGUUACACACCAGCCAUAGAUGUCUGGAGCUGUGGCUGUAUCCUUGGGGAACUGUUUACAAAGAAGCCUAUUUUUCAAGCCAAUCUGGAACUGGCUCAGCUUGAAUUAAUCAGCCGGCUCUGUGGGAGCCCCUGCCCAGCAGUCUGGCCAGAUGUCAUCAAGCUGCCCUACUUCAACACUAUGAAGCCCAAGAAGCAAUACCGAAGGCGCCUGCGUGAGGAGUUCUCCUUCAUUCCUUCUGCUGCUCUGGACCUGCUGGACCACAUGCUGACACUGGACCCUGGCAAGCGCUGCACAGCAGAACAGGCCCUGCAGAGUGACUUCCUGAAGGAUGUUGACCUCAGCAAAAUGGCACCUCCAGACCUUCCCCACUGGCAGGAUUGCCACGAGCUGUGGAGCAAGAAGCGCCGGCGGCAGCGGCAGAGUGGGAUGGCAGUGGAGGAGCCACCACUGUCCAAAGUGUCCAGGAAAGAAGCUACCUCUGUCAGCAGCACAGACACUGCCAAGAACAACAGCAGUCCUGUGCAGCCACAGCCUGCCCAGCUCAAACCCGAGCCUGGGGCUGCAGAUGCAGUAGGCCUCGGGGACAUCACCCAGCAGCUGAACCAGAGCGAGCUGGCUGUCCUGCUGAACCUGCUGCAGAGCCAGACUGAUCUGAGUGUCUCCCAGAUGGCCCAGCUGUUGAAUGUCCACUCUAACCCCGAGAUGCAGCAGCAGCUGGAGGCUCUCAACCAGUCCAUCAACGCUCUGACAGAAGCCACCACGCAGCAGCAGGAGUCUCAGGCAGCAGCGGCGGCAGCGGCAGCAGAGGAAGCCAUAGAGGAGCCCCCAAAGGAGGCCCAGCUAGCAGAGGAGCAGGCAACUCCAGAAGCAGGCAGUGCUCAGGGAGACAUGCAGAACGUGCUGGCCGUUCUGCUGAGUCAGCUGAUGAAGAGCCAGGAGCCCCUGGAGGAGAGCAAUGGGGAGAAGAGCAGCGAGCAGCAGCGGGGGGCCCGGAAGACCCCCACGCUGCCCCCCGAGGAAAGCACAGCCUGUCCUCCUCGCAUUCUCCCACCAGAGAAGAGACCCCCAGAGCCCCCUGGACCGCCGCCUCUGCCCGAAGGAGACCUCUCCAGCGGUGCCCCGGAGCUGACCCCAGCCGUGACAGCUGCCCUGCUGCAGCUCUUCUCCCAGCAAGAAGCAGAGCCCCUGGGCCACCACGACCACCACCAGCCCUCCAGAGCCUCGGACUACGGCAGGUCCCACUCCUCCAGGACUUACAGCACCGAAGGCUCCGAGGGGGGAUUCGGGUCCGAGGAGCUGAGUUCGGCUCAGACGCUACUAGAACCACCUUCUGCCCAAGCCGUGGGGAAGAGCAGGACCUUCUUGGGCUCCGUGAGCCACCUUGGGGAGACCAGCACCUACCAGGGCACAGGAUCUGUCCAGUUCCCAGGGGACCAGGACCUGCGCUUCGCCAGGGUCCCCCCGGCCCCCGUCGCCCUCCACUCGGUGGGGCAGUCGUUCCCCAAGGCCGAGGGGAGCAACCCCAACCCCCCCACCAACAACUCUCUGCUGCAUCCCGAGGCCAAACUCCAGAGCUACCCCGAGCUGGGGCCAGCAGCAACCAGUUCCAGUGGGGCAGGAACAGCUCCCAGCUGGGCUGCCCCAACCCAGGCCGCUUCUUCCUACGGGAAGCCCUACCGUGGGCCCGGCCGAGUGCCUGCGCGGGGGGGACGGGGCAGGGGGGUCCCCUACUGA